Molecule: messenger RNA, 4697 nt
Organism: Scleropages formosus (Asian bonytongue)
Lineage: Eukaryota; Metazoa; Chordata; Actinopteri; Osteoglossiformes; Osteoglossidae
Product: dynamin-1-like
Exons: 22
Coding region: 278-2869 (863 amino acids)
Biological process (GO): synaptic vesicle budding from presynaptic endocytic zone membrane; receptor internalization
Cellular component (GO): cytoplasm; synapse; plasma membrane
Molecular function (GO): GTPase activity; GTP binding; microtubule binding
Source: RefSeq, a predicted model, not a curated record
UUACCCGAUCGCAGGCAGAACUACGAGCGUAAGUCGUUGUCCUUGCAGGCGGCGCAGCGGCAUCGGCUGGAAAGGCAGGCGGCGCCUGUUUAGUCGACGCGAGGAAAAGACUGAGGAAGGCCAAUGAGGCUGCCUGUGAAAGGGAAAUAGACGGCGCGAGUCCUCCAUAUAUUGAUCCGACUGGAAUCCGAUCAGGAGGGGAUAGGGCUCCGCGAGGGCAUCCCCCCUCUCCGCUAAUUCCUUGCACUGUGAGAGCGGCGACACUCCUCUGGACAACAUGGGCAACCGGGGGAUGGAGGAGCUCAUUCCUCUGGUGAACAAGCUGCAGGAUGCCUUCUCGGCCAUCGGGCAGAAUGCGAACCUGGACCUGCCGCAGAUCGCCGUGGUGGGAGGACAGAGCGCGGGCAAGAGCUCCGUGCUCGAGAACUUCGUGGGCAAGGACUUCCUGCCCCGAGGCUCUGGAAUUGUGACCCGCCGCCCGCUGGUGCUGCAGCUCAUCAACUGUCCCACAGAGUAUGCCGAGUUCCUUCAGUGCAAGGGGAAAAAGUUCACAGACUUCGACGAGGUGCGGCAGGAGAUCGAGGCCGAGACGGACCGUCUCACUGGGCAGAACAAGGGCAUUUCGCCCGUACCCAUCAACCUGCGCGUCUACUCCCCCAACGUCCUGAACCUGACUCUGGUGGACCUGCCGGGAAUGACCAAAGUGCCCGUGGGUGACCAGCCGCCCGACAUCGAGCACCAGAUCAGGGACAUGCUUAUGCAGUUUGUGACCAAGGAGAACUGUCUGCUGCUGGCCGUGUCCCCGGCCAACUCUGACCUGGCCAACUCUGACGCCCUCAAAAUAGCCAAGGAAGUCGAUCCGCAAGGCCUGAGGACCAUAGGUGUGAUCACCAAGCUGGACCUGAUGGAUGAGGGCACCGAUGCCCGAGAAAUCCUGGAGAACAAGCUGCUGCCGCUGCGGCGAGGUUACGUCGGGGUAGUGAACCGCAGCCAGAAGGACAUUGACGGUAAAAAGGACAUCGGAGCAGCCAUGGCAGCGGAGAGGAAGUUCUUUCUCACGCAUCCAAGCUACAGACACCUGGCAGACCGCAUGGGCACACCGUACCUGCAGAAGGUCCUCAACCAGCAAUUGACCAAUCACAUCAGGGACACCCUGCCGGGCCUCCGCAACAAGCUCCAGAGCCAGCUGCUGUCCAUCGAGAAGGAGGUGGAGGAGUACAAGAACUUCCGGCCUGAUGACCCAUCCCGCAAGACCAAGGCUUUGCUGCAGAUGGUGCAGCAGUUUGCAGUGGACUUUGAGAAGCGGAUCGAAGGCUCGGGAGACCAGAUUGACACCUACGAGCUGUCGGGGGGAGCAAGGAUCAAUCGCAUCUUUCAUGAGCGCUUCCCCUUUGAGCUGGUCAAGAUGGAGUUUGACGAGAAGGAGCUGCGCAAGGAGAUCAGCUACGCCAUUAAGAACAUCCACGGCAUCAGGACUGGCCUCUUCACUCCAGACAUGGCCUUCGAGACAAUCGUGAAAAGGCAGAUCGCGAAGAUUAAGGAGCCGUGCCAGAAGUGUGUGGAUAUGGUCAUUUCGGAGCUUGUCAACACCGUCAGGCAGUGUACCAAGAAGUUGGCCCAGUACCCCAUGCUGAGGGAGGAGAUGGAGAGGAUCGUCACGCAGCACAUCCGCGACCGGGAGAGCCGCACCAAGGAACAGGUGAUGCUGCUGAUCGAUAUCGAGCUGGCCUACAUGAACACCAAUCACGAAGAUUUCAUUGGGUUUGCCAAUGCUCAACAGCGGAGCAGCCAAAUGAGCAAGAAGAAGGCCUCUGGCAAUCAGGAUGAGAUUAUGGUGAUCAGGAAGGGCUGGCUGACCAUCAACAACAUUGGCAUCAUGAAAGGGGGUGCCAAGGAGUACUGGUUUGUGCUGACAGCUGAGACCCUGUCCUGGUACAAGGAUGAUGAGGAGAAAGAGAAGAAGUACAUGCUGCCUGUGGAUAACCUGAAACUGAGGGAUGUGGAGAAGGGCUUCAUGUCCAGCAAGCACAUCUUUGCUUUGUUCAACACGGAGCAGAGGAACGUGUACAAGGAUUAUAGGCAGCUGGAGCUGGCGUGUGAGACCCAGGAGGAGGUGGACAGCUGGAAGGCCUCGUUCCUGCGGGCCGGGGUCUACCCCGAGCGCAUCACGGAGAAGGAAAAGCAGAGUGAUGCCGGGGAGGAAAAUGGCUCGGACGGCUUCAUGCAUUCCAUGGACCCCCAGCUGGAGCGGCAGGUGGAGACCAUCCGCAACCUGGUGGACUCCUACAUGGCCAUCGUCAACAAGACGGUGCGCGACCUCAUGCCCAAGACCAUCAUGCACCUGAUGAUCAACAAUACCAAGGAGUUCAUCCACUCAGAGCUGCUGGCAUGUCUCUAUUCAUGCGGAGACCAGAACACCCUGAUGGAGGAGUCGGCAGAGCAGGCGCAGCACCGCGAUGAGAUGCUGCGCAUGUACCAUGCCCUGCGCGAGGCGCUCAACAUCAUUGGCGAUAUCAGCACCUCCACCGUUUCCACUGCCUUGCCCCCGCCUGUGGACGACUCCUGGCUGCAGGUCCAGGGGGGGCCGUCCGGCCGCAGGUCCCCGAUGUCCAGCCCCACCCCUCAACGAAGAGCCCCUCCGGGGCCACCGGCUCGGCCGGGAUCCCGGAGCGCCGCGCCCGGGCCCCCUUCCGCCGGGGCGCCCCCCGUGCCCUCGCGCCCUGCGGCUUCCCCCGACCCGUUUGGAGGACCGCCUCCGCAGGUCCCUUCCCGACCCAACCGGGCUCCGCCUGGCGUGCCCAGCAGGAGGGCUCCAGCCUCGCCAACACGACCCAGCAGAUCCACAGAGUCCUUUCCUUUAGACCACUAACCCUGGGCUUGGCAGACAGCGGACACAGCCCCCCCUUCCCCAUCCAGAUCUCCUCCCUGUCUCCUCCUCGUCCUCCAGCUACCGCACCGCCCUUCUCACUUUCCGCAUAAACACGCACCUCCCUCUCCGCGUUCGGCGGUUACAAAGGGAAAUAAAGCUGUACGAAAUAUAGACGCGAUUACGUUAGAACGAGAACUUCUUCAUUGCAUUGUCUGGUGUUGUAUACGCACAUUUCUUCUAUAUUUAUUCACGGUGUUGGAGUUUUACGAUAAGGUUGACAAAUCAUCUUGCAUUAUGGCCAAAUAUAUUAAAAAGUACUGUAACCAUUUUGACGCCGCAUCUAGCUUAUAUUCUGUACGCAUUAUUGUAGGUGUACAGUACUCAUCUAUACGAUAAACGUCCUAUAUUAAGCUGCAAGGAUGUCUUUUUGCCCGUGUACUUCUUGUGGCACCGCUAUUUAUUUAUUGUGCGAUUUUCAUUCAUUUUUUAAUCUCUGGACGAGUCAAAACAAGUCCACGUUCAGACGAAAACACAAGGCGCUGGAAUCAGUAGCUCUGCCGCCAUGCUGGUUCCCUUUGUGCCCCACCUGUGCCCCCCCAUGUUGUGCUUGCGCCGCCUCAGUACCGUGUCUGCCAUUUUUCAAUCACUGCAACUCGAUGGGUUCUCCCGUGGGGAAGGGUCUCGCUUUCAUUAAGCAAGUCUGCUUGUCUGUGGUCUCCGUCUGCUACCAUCUUCGCCCUCACAUUCAAUCACUGACACACACAAACACACACACACACACACACACACACACACGCGUGGUCCCUUAUAAAGUCAGUAGCCAAAGCAACACUCCAUCUUUCUCAGGUGACCGAUGACCCCCAAACUUGUAACUUCCUCCUGGAGAAAGGAAGGAUGAGUGAAGGAAAAAUGUGCUUUAUUCCUUCCUGUGUUGUAUGGGUUUUGUGUCUUUGACUUUAUUAUAGGGUUAUUUUUUCUUUUUGUUACUCCUUGCCUUCUCUGGCCAAGCUCUUGGUUUUUGGAGCAACAUACUUCCUUCGGUGGAAGGAAGGAAUUAAGGAAUGCAUGGUCUUCUGCUAUUGUCUUUCCACUGCCCAGACGAACACGAUUCUGGAAGUCAUAAGCCAGUGUACGAGAUCAGGCAACAUUGUUUCUUACUGUAUUUUCAGUGGGAGUAAAAUGGGAAGGAAGCUGCCAGCAAGUACAAUGGUGUACUGAUGCAUAAACCUUCAUGUUACUGUGUCUCUGCUCUACCUCCCUGAUGGACAAGCAAAACCCUCAUGCAGUGCGGAACUCUAGAGAGCUGCACGUGUCAUCUCCGACUGGCUUAUAUCAAAGCAAUAAACUGGAAAGGCAAUAUUUUGUGUACUGUUUCUGCACAACUUGUCAUACAUGCUUAACGUGAAAGCUUGCCGGUUUGAACGGCACGUUCUCCGGCUGUCCCAGGCUUUCUUGGUUGUGUUUGAAUUGGAAUCUUAAUUUCUUCUCGAUUUUUGUCUUCUCCUCCUUUUUUUAUUCUCAGCCGGCCAAGCAAGGGCAGCCCUUCCCACCCCGAGAGCCAUCCACCGUUUGACUCUUAAUCACCGUCCUCUCGACCUUUUCCUCAGCUCCCUUUUUUCACCUUCUACUGACCGCUCCUUUUCCUUCUGUAUUUGCCGUUGUUCGCUUCUGACGCCAUUUCUCCGCUCUUUGUCUUCCUCUGCCCCCUACUGUCCCCUCUUGACCUGCCCCUACCCUCUAGUGACUCCUCCUUUCCCCUCUUUACCCACGCUGCCUAUUGCUAACCUCUCCUGUCUUUGGCCACGUCUCUUCUCUCUAGUCACCCUUA